AUGGCUCUACAACUAUCCAAGUCAAAAAUGGCAUCUCGGCAUGUUUUGAAUUCGCUAAUGAAUAUAAACACAAGUGUCAAAAUCACCUCUACGGUUGUCUCAUCUCGCAUCCCGUCAGCCCUCCCACUUCCUCGCCGUUGCGAACCACGUCAGGCAAGUCCCGCAGAUGCGCGAUUUAUUUUCCAUUACUUCUCUACUUCUGACGCACGCAGGGUUCAAUCCACCAAAGCAUGUCUUCAAGUGAAGACCCUCGAAGACAGUCGCAAAAUCCUCGCCGCUCAGCGCCUCAAGCGUCCCGUCGCCCCCCAUAUCGCCAUCUACAAAUGGCAAAUUUCUGCGGUUCUCUCCUCCCUUGAGCGCCUCACAGGCAUGGCAUUUUCUGGCGGCCUAUACCUGUUUGGCAUCGCGUACGUUCUCUCCCCGUAUUUAGGAUGGGGUCUCUCGGCGGCCUCCAUGGCUACCGCGUUCGGUGCAUUGCCUCUCGCAGCCAAGGUAGCGGCGAAGUUUACAAUUGCGUGGCCAUUUGUGUUUCAUUGCUUGAACGGAGUGAAAUGCGUGGUCUGGUCAUCGGGGAAGUUUUUAACAAACCAGGGGGUUAAAAAGACGGGGAUGUUGACCGUUGGUGCUGCGACCAUCGGUGCCAUUGCGCUGGCCUUUUUCGUCUAA
Messenger RNA from Uncinocarpus reesii 1704, 666 nucleotides. RefSeq lists its product as uncharacterized. Gene Ontology annotation, molecular function: electron transfer activity; succinate dehydrogenase activity. Gene Ontology annotation, biological process: tricarboxylic acid cycle; mitochondrial electron transport, succinate to ubiquinone. The transcript is spliced from 2 exons. The coding region runs from base 1 to 666 and encodes 221 amino acids. Gene Ontology annotation, cellular component: membrane. Lineage: Eukaryota; Fungi; Ascomycota; Eurotiomycetes; Onygenales; Onygenaceae. The record is from RefSeq and is a predicted model, not a curated record.